AUGGCCAGCACAACCCCUCCACAUCCUUGCGUUCCAUCACUGUUGGAUAUGCCGCCGGAGAUCUUGCAAGACAUCUUCUGGCGUUCUCUUGAGCUGAGCCUCUGUCACGUGUCCAGACGAAUGUACCAGACGCUGCCAAGUUACCCGCGGCUUGCUCGAUUUCUUCCCGUGUUGGCCUUUGGCUCAGACCUCGUACUCGAUAAGAUCAUCCAUAACGAUGGGGAUGACUGUUCUGAUGUUGUCAAGAAGCUGUCAAUAGCAACGCCACUUAGUGACAAAGAUCGGGUGACGCUGCAGCUGACUAUCAUGGACAGUGGGUGGUUCGACUUCUCCAACUUUGUCGAGAUCUCACAUACCCUCGAGGAGUACUUGAUACAACAGUUCUGGGUUGAGAAGGGUAUUAAGACGGAGCCUGAUGAUGUGGAAGAGUACGAGAAGCGCAAUGCUAAUCUGAGUGAUGCUUUGCGCGUCCGUGGUCGCACUCAGGAUGGCCAACUAUGUCAACUAUCUGUACAAUCUGUGGAGGUCAGUGUGCUCUACUAUGACGAAAGCGAGAUGAUGGGGACAGAACUACUUUUUGAAGAGGACUACCGAAUGCUACACAUACGAUGCAUUCCAAACAGGAUAUUGAAAGCACCUCUUGCUCCUGCGGACAACGAUCUCCCCCUUUGGCCCUAUAUCCUUGAUGACCGCCGCCUCUUUCAUACUAAUAUAAUUGGACCAGUAGGCAACUUUUGGCGCCUCAUCUGGGGAAUGGGUAGAUUUAGGGCGGAUGAUCCGGAUUAUAUGAAGCGUGUUGUGGUCUCGCCUCAGGCAGUGGAGCUUGCGAUCUCCGAGGCAGUCUCGAUAUCAAAUCACUAUGUCCUCGGAGGAAUCCUCCGCCUGCCCCUCACUGCAGACGGAGAGGGCACACUACAACCGGUAACAGCCGAACAUUUCAUUGCUGCAGCCCGUCGUUCUGACCGCAAUGCGAUACGUGUGAUGUGGAAGCAAGGCUACAGUGUAUUCCCGUUCAACAAUGGUGAGGUGAUCGACUGGAUGCACGAUCCUGACAUCGAAUGCGCCGAUAGUACCUGCCGCACCAUGGAUUUUGUCGACCAGCUGCGGCGGUUCAAGCGGGAAUUGGACGAGCAAAGGGAGCCCAACCAUUGGUUUCGCUGGCCGUAUCUGGGCGUGUGCAGCUGCUGUGAAGAGCAUCGAAGGUUGCGUCGUGGGUAUGCUAUCAAUGACAAAGUCGCCGCUCAUAUCGUGAGAAGUCGAUGA
Messenger RNA from Endocarpon pusillum Z07020, 1263 nucleotides. RefSeq lists its product as uncharacterized. The transcript has a single exon. The record is from RefSeq and is a predicted model, not a curated record. NCBI's taxonomy places the organism in Eukaryota, Fungi, Ascomycota, Eurotiomycetes, Verrucariales, Verrucariaceae. Bases 1 to 1263 code for a protein of 420 amino acids.